This is a messenger RNA of Aethina tumida (small hive beetle), 978 nucleotides long. RefSeq names its product ras-like protein family member 10B. Bases 1 to 792 code for a protein of 263 amino acids. The transcript has 3 exons. The record is from RefSeq and is a predicted model, not a curated record. Gene Ontology annotation, molecular function: GTPase activity; GTP binding. Lineage: Eukaryota; Metazoa; Arthropoda; Insecta; Coleoptera; Nitidulidae.
AUGAAAGAAAGAAAAGAAAGCAAUGACAAGGUGAGGAGUGGAGAGCUGGAUCUGGAUUUUCUGGAGCGACGCACCCAAAAUGCGGAAGCCCAACAACAGAACGAGACGAACCGCUCUCCGAUCGAGAUCAGUCCGGAGUCGGUGGACAGAGUCAAAGUCAUCCUCCUCGGUGCGCCCGCCGUGGGAAAGACCAGCAUAAUUCAACAAUUCGUGUGGAACGACUUCUGCGAGGAGUACGUGCAGACGGACCGCAAACACACCUACUACCCGUCCGUCAUCACCAACGAGCGACUCUACGAAAUAAAAAUUAGCGACUUGCCGGUGAUCCCGUACUUCCCCGUCAAUUCCUACUACGAGUGGGCCAACUACCGCUACUACGGUCUGAGGAGCGCCUCCGCCUACAUCUUGGUCUUCGAUCUGUCCAACAUCGAGACCUUCCAGUACGUCAAAACGUUGCGGGAACAGAUCUGCGAAUCAAGAAACAUGUCAAACGUGCCCCUCCUCGUCGUCGGCAACAAGCAAGACUUGAUCGUCAACGAAGAGGGCGUCAGUUCCAGCUCGAAACCGGCACUGACGAGCAAUUUGGACGAGAAGCGCAGAGACAUCGCCAAUCUGGUCAAGAAGCACUGGAAAUGCGGCUAUCUGGAGUGCAGCGCCAAAUACAACUGGAAAGUGGUCGCCGUCUUCAAAGAACUGAUACACAUGGUCGACAAUCUGGCGUCCAGAGAGCAGAGUCCCAUGUUGGACAACAUCCAAGACGCGUUGGACAGGAACAAGUGUGUCGUCAUUUAGGCUUUAGGAACUGCUAGAGCAUCGUUUUUUGCGUUCGUCAUUCCUGUUGUCGGCAAUAAUUUCCCCCAGACAAUCUCACGCACACUCUUCUCUAUCCAAUCGAUACAUAACGUAAACGUGGUUGUGAACAGAAUAAUGUCAAGUUGUUUGUAGCGGUGUAUUCAAUAAAAACGUUUCAACUCUUGA